Messenger RNA from Plutella xylostella (diamondback moth), 1917 nucleotides. RefSeq lists its product as uncharacterized. Gene Ontology annotation, molecular function: zinc ion binding. The record is from RefSeq and is a predicted model, not a curated record. NCBI's taxonomy places the organism in Eukaryota, Metazoa, Arthropoda, Insecta, Lepidoptera, Plutellidae. Gene Ontology annotation, cellular component: nucleus.
UUUUGUCUAUGUCUAUUAUUCUCUGAAAAAAUGACGGUGGUCUGUUUGGGUUAUUGUAUUUUCUUGGUUUUACUAUCGUAGCGCAAUGGAAAAUUACGAUAAAAUGUACUGUCGGCUAUGCGCGGAGUGCAAAGGACCGGACAAGUUACUUGACCUAGACAAGGACAGGGAAAAGUGCGUGGAAAUCAACAAAAAGCUCGAGCAUCUCAAUGCUGUGUCUGUAAACGUUUCCAAUCACGAUAUGCUGCCUAAAACCGUGUGUUACGUGUGCUGGGACUCCCUGAACAAAGCCACAGAGUUCCUAGACAGGUUGCUAAAAGCACAAUCUAUUUUAAGCAAGUUAUUCCCGAGAAAAGAGUCAUCAAAACAAGACCAUUCCGACGAAGAUGUCACCCAUACCUUUGAUGAUAUUUUCUCUCCACAACCUCACAACGACGACGAAGAAGUGAAAAUUAAAGAAGAGAACAUUCCACUCAUAAAGCUAAAGGCAUACAAUGAGUCUAUAAAUGCGGUAAACCAUGCCAACAUGUCGACAACCAUAUCUAACACUACUUCGGUUAAACUGGAACCGAAAGAAGAGUCUUCUGAUAGCCCUCACAGCUCAGAAGACGCACCUCUAGACAGCACAGACCCAUACGGUCUAAAUGUACAAGCGUUACUAGAUGCUGCUAUCGGUGACAUACCAUUUACACCAAACAUCACAUUAUAUGCUAAAGAGCUGAAGGUGAGGUCCAAAAAGUCCAUUAAAAAGUGGAAGGACUAUCCGUGGGUCUGCAUACAUUGUAACCACGAGUUUCCAGAUGUUCAGAUCCUCAGGGUCCACUGCAGAGAGGUGCACAACAAGUGUGCUACAUUCACUUGUGUUCACUGCGACAUGUCCAAAUGUUAUGAUUAUGAUUCCUUUGUUAACCAUGUUCGGAUACAUAAGAAAAGUUUAAGAAAUCUAUGCCAAUAUUGUGAUAUAAAGACUGAGAACCUAGAGCAACACUUAGAAACCCACUUUAAUAAGUCCCAAAGAGCUUGCCCUGAAUGCGGAGAAAUAUUGAGAAACGAAGUUGCUCUCCUGAAACAUACUAGAGAAUUUAACUGUGUAAAAAUACGAAAACCAAGAAGAAAACGCGGCACCCCUAUAACCGAAGCCGACUUGACCUGUAAGCUGUGCCAUAAAGUGUACAAGAACCUGAAUAGUUUACGUGACCACCACAAACUGCACACGCAGGAGAGGAAACGAAACUACACCUGUGACCGGUGCGGGAAAACUUUCUUCAACAAAGGGACGUUAACAACACACAUAAUGUCACAUGAUAAAAUUCGUCCCCAUGUGUGUAAAAUCUGUAACAGGUCAUUCCUGUUUCCUAAUAUGUUACGAAGACAUGUAGAAAUGCAUUCCGGCAUCAAGCCAUACUCGUGUGAGCAGUGCGGGCGCUGUUUCCGGUUACAAUACCAGUUGAACGCACACAAAAUUAUUCACACCGAUUCCUUGCCAUACAUUUGCCAGUACUGCAGCAAAGCAUUCCGAUUCAAACAGAUACUGAAAAACCACGAAAGGCAGCAUACAGGAGCGAAACCAUACUCUUGCCAAUUAUGUAAUAUGGAGUUUACAAACUGGUCUAAUUACAACAAGCAUAUGAAACGAAGGCACAAUACAGAUACGUCCAAGAAGAAAAUAACUCCAGAAGGUGUGUUUCCGGUGAACCCUCUGACGGGACAGCUGAUCCAGAUUGAAGAUCCCGAAGGCACUGAGGCUUGGAAGAAUUCUAUCAUGAUUCCUGGCAAGAGAGGAAAGAAAAAAGUUAUAAAACAAGAAGUUACAGCUAAACACGAAUAAAGAGUUAUAUUUCAAAAUGGCUAACAGUAUUAUUUGGUUUGUUCACAUUUUUCGUGGAUGUGCAUUGUAAGUUUGGCCUGUUUGAUUUA